AUGCGUGCCUCGAUCAUUCACCAGCGGAACCUUUUUGGGAUCGUAACUGCACCCAGAAGCUCGAUUAUAAUUCGAUCGUUCCCCCACAACACCCCGCAACACGCUGUUAGUCGUCAAUUCUACCGGUCUUUCUGGCGCGACCCGUCUGCACCUCGUGCGGAGCUAUCAGAGAUAUUCCAGCGGAUACAAUGGCCGACAACACAGGAGCAGGAGGCGCAGGUGGUGGAAGGCGUAAGAACCGCGAUAUGGGGCGAGCGGAAUGGAGCGAUAGACAAGCGUCAGCGUCAUGAGGACAAGGCUGAAUCUAAGCGUCGCAAGAUUGAGAAUGGUGAAGAGGUCAAAUUGCCGAUCUACGCGACCCAAUUCUCCAAGGAGGAGAUCGACAGCGAGGAACGCCGCCCCAAAAAGAAGGUUGCGCUUCUAAUGGGGUACUCGGGGACCGGAUACUCUGGGAUGCAACUGAACGAGCAGCAACGCACUAUUGAAGGUGAUCUAUUCACGGCCCUCGUCAAUGUCGGCGCCGUUUCCAAGGCGAACGCCGCGGAUCCUAAGAAAUCUUCUUUCGUCCGUUGUGCCCGCACAGAUAAGGGUGUUCACGCAGCUGGAAACGUUGUGUCGCUGAAGAUGAUUGUCGAAGAUGAGGAUAUCAUCCAGAAAAUCAACGCCGAGCUCAGCCCCCAAAUCCGUGUCUGGGGCUAUGAAGUUACCAGCAAAAGCUUCAGCUGCUACCAGAUGUGCGAUUCCCGAGUUUACGAAUACCUGAUGCCAAGCCACUGUCUUCUGCCACCCCACCCAAGCACCUAUCUUGGAAAGAAAAUCGUUGAGCUUUCCGAGAAAGCAGGCGACUUGGACGCCGUCACAGCUAGACAGGAAGAGGUCGCAAGCUAUUGGGAAGACGUUGAUGUGAAAUAUAUCAAGCCUAUUUUGGAAAACCUGCCGGAAAAUAUCCGCAGUAUCGUCGAAAAGUCUCUCUACCAGGACGAGUCCCGCGAUGCACUCCAACCUUCAGAAGAGAAGGAGGUUUCUUCGGCACCAGCCGUUGAACCCACUCAGCAGGAGAUCAACGAACAGCCCGCGACUGAACAGCCCGCCGAUGCAGAGCCCAAGCCCUUUGUCAUGGACCCCCGCCAAAAGGCCAUCAACGACGCCAUCAAGGCCAUCAAAGCAGCAUAUUUGACCGCGAAACGCGCCUACCGCGCACCCGCUUCACGCAUCGCCCGCUUGCAAGAAUGUCUCAACCGCUACGAAGGCACCAAGAACUUCCACAACUACACGAUCCAGAAGACGUUCAAGGACCCCUCGGCGAAACGACACAUCAAGUCAUUCAAGGUCAACACCACGCCGAUUAUCAUCAAUGGCACGGAAUGGCUCAGCCUGAAGGUCCACGGACAGAGUUUCAUGAUGCACCAAAUCCGCAAAAUGGUCGCCAUGGCUGCGAUGGUUGUCCGCUCCGGCUGCCACCCAGACCGCAUCACUGAGACAUAUGGCCCUGAGCGCAUUGCUAUUCCCAAAGCGCCUGGUUUGGGCCUCUUGCUCGAGCGCCCUAUUUUCGACGCUUACAAUGCCAAGGCACAGGGUCUUGAUCGUCAGCCGAUCAAUUUCCAGAAGUUUGAGGCGGAGAUGAAUGAGUUCAAGCAGCGGGAGAUCUAUGAUCGGAUUUUCCGAGAGGAGGAAGAAAGUGCUGGCUUUGGUUCUUUCUUCAACCAUAUCGAUCACUUCCCCGCGGGUUACUUCCUCUAUGUUACUUCUGGUGGUAUUCCAGCGGCCAAACUUGCUACUGCGCCUACCGCUGCUGAACCCGGUAGCCCCAAGGCCGGUAAAAGGAAUCGCGGGGCUCCCCCCGCCCCGCAGGCUCAACGGGAUGCACUUGCUGCCGUGGAGGUCGAAUCAGAAGAUGAGGGCGAUGCUCCAGCUGGCGGAGAGGAAGAGGGUUAA
This is a messenger RNA of Penicillium robsamsonii, 1935 nucleotides long. Its product is annotated as pseudouridine synthase PUS2. NCBI's taxonomy places the organism in Eukaryota, Fungi, Ascomycota, Eurotiomycetes, Eurotiales, Aspergillaceae. The transcript is spliced from 4 exons. Gene Ontology annotation, cellular component: nucleus. Gene Ontology annotation, biological process: mRNA pseudouridine synthesis; tRNA pseudouridine synthesis. The record is from RefSeq and is a predicted model, not a curated record. Bases 1 to 1935 code for a protein of 644 amino acids. Gene Ontology annotation, molecular function: pseudouridine synthase activity; RNA binding.